This is a messenger RNA of Hemicordylus capensis (graceful crag lizard), 664 nucleotides long. RefSeq names its product nanos C2HC-type zinc finger 2 (gene NANOS2). The record is from RefSeq and is a predicted model, not a curated record. Gene Ontology annotation, biological process: negative regulation of translation; oogenesis. Gene Ontology annotation, cellular component: perinuclear region of cytoplasm. The coding region runs from base 1 to 486 and encodes 161 amino acids. The transcript has 2 exons. Gene Ontology annotation, molecular function: mRNA binding; zinc ion binding. NCBI's taxonomy places the organism in Eukaryota, Metazoa, Chordata, Lepidosauria, Squamata, Cordylidae.
AUGCUCUCCAGAUCUUCCUUGUCCGUGCCACCUUGUGCCCCUGCUGAGCCCGGGGGGCAUUGCUUUGACAGAUGGAAGGACUACCUCAACCUCUCCAAGGUUGUGGGAAACAUAAUUGAGGAGCGCAAGAAGGGCCAACUUUUCUGCCCAUACUGGGACAGCCUCGAUCCUGAUGUGCCCCCACUCCCUUGCGAGGACCCCCUUGGAGCCACGGUGCAGUGGGCCAACAGGAGUGGGACCAGUGGCAGCACCAUCUGCAACUUCUGCAAGCAUAAUGGCGAAUCGAAAAAUGUCUACUUGUCCCACCCGCUGAAGAGGGCGGACGGGGUGGUUGUCUGCCCCAUCCUAAGGAAUUACGUCUGCCCCUUGUGCACUGCCACGGCGGACAAAGCACACACGCUGAAAUACUGCCCGCUCAACCAGGAGAAGCAGUCGGUGUAUCGUAAGAGUGGACGCAACUCGGCUGGACGCAAGGUCAAGAGAUGAAGAGAUGGGGUCGAAACCUCGAAACCCGUCUGGGUCUGGAAAAGAGAAGAUCAAAACCGAUGAGUGAGGAUUGGAGAGGGAGCAACAACAUGUGGAGCGAAACAGCUGGAAGACUCCAACAUAGCACUGUUUAUUUAUUUAUUUGUUCUUUCAAACUUUUUGUCUUUACCGAUAAGUG